UCUGGUACGUGGUCAAAGUCCCUUGGUGAGUUUAGUUCUGAGAUUCCACAAAAAACAACCUGCGAACUGCGAAGUCAUCAAGGUUUUGGUGGCACUUCAGCUCCUUUAUCUGGGCAUGGAAACAUCUUCAUCUGUGUCCAAUAAGACCAUAACAUUGGAAGAAUGGAACGGUUCUUCCCCCACAAAACUCUCCAAGACUUUCACCAUCAAGGCUUCCUCUUCCUCUGUCCUCAUCACAAGAUCUGGUGCCCGCUUUACCCAUGUUUGGAGAAGGUUACUUCAGGCAUUUGUCCCUGAGGGUUUUCCAAGCAGUGUGACUGCAGAUUAUGUUCCUUUUCAAAUAUGGGACUUAUUGCAGGGCCUGUCGACGUAUAUAAGGACUAUGCUUUCUACCCAGGCUCUCCUGAGUGCUAUUGGGGUUGGGGAGAAAUCAGCUACAGUUAUUGGUGCCACUUUUCAGUGGUUUUUGAGAGAUCUAACUGGUAUGCUUGGAGGAAUCUUAUUCACAUUUUACCAGGGAUCAAAUCUUGAUAGCAAUGCAAAAAUGUGGCGAUUGGUUGCAGAUCUUAUGAAUGACCUAGGAAUGCUAAUGGACCUCAUUUCUCCAUUGUUUCCAUCAGCUUUUGUAUUUGUUGUUUGCUUAGGAAGCAUAUCAAGAUCUUUCACUGGUGUUGCAAGUGGUGCCACUAGAGCAGCUUUGACUCAGCAUUUUGCUCUUCAGGAUAAUGCUGCAGAUAUAUCUGCAAAGGAAGGAAGUCAAGAAACUGUGGCCACAAUGAUUGGCAUGGCACUGGGAAUGCUUGUUGCUCGCCUUACCAUUGGGCACCCACUAGCCAUUUGGUUUUCUUUUUUAUCUUUGACCGUGUUUCAUAUGUAUGCAAACUACCGAGCUGUUCGGUGCCUUGCAUUGAACUCAUUAAACCCUGAAAGGAGCUCUAUUCUUUUGCAGCAUUUCAUGGAGACUGGCCAAGUUCUCUCCCCUAAACAGGUCUCUUCUCAGGAGCAUGUUUUACCCAUACAGUUCAUUUCAUGGAGCUCAAAGAAAGCUAAUUGUCUGCAUAAGAAAGUAUGUUUAGGCAUGAGGAUUUCUUCAUUCGAUAACAUGGAAAUCAAGGAGCAUUUGCUUUGUGCAGCACCUUACUACACAAAAGCCAAGUAUUUACUUGUGGAAAGGAAGGGAAUCAUUGAUGUUAUUGUGCAUAAAGAUUCGAAUGCUGCAGAUGUCCUAAAGUCAUUCUUUCAUGCUCUUGUCUUGGCAAAGAAUGUUCAUAAAAGCAAAUCUUUGCAUUCAGAGGGUCAAAAAUGGAUAGAUUAUCAAUAUGAAGUAUUUAUUCAGAAGCUCAAGUCAUUAGGCUGGAAAACAGAACGGCUUCUAUCACCUAUAAUAUGGAGGGCAUACUGGAGCUAUGAACCAUUGGAAGAAAAAAAUGAUUAGGGUCAUGUCAUGAACAUUGUUCUAGAGAAGGUAAUUAGUGGCAUCUAUGGAUGGAUUGAGAUUAUUUGAUAGGAGAUUGAAUAUUGGGGCAUUUGUUCCAAAGUGGAAUGAUUAUAUGUUAGACAGUUGGUGUAUGAACCUUUUUCUAAUUUAUGAUUUCACCAAACUUGUAUGGCAUUUGGUAGGAUCAUUCCAUGGUAAUUCAAUCUAGAAGGAUACUGCCAUUCAAAUCAUGGUUGGUUAUGUCGAAGUUGUUAGGAUUUUUUUUUCUUUUCAAAAUUUAAAAAUAAAUUCUUUGAGAAACUUGAGAUAGAAGAUUAGAUUCAUCUGAUCUUAGACUUUAUCUUUUUUGUUUUCUCUUGUAAACAAGCAUCCAUUUUCAUCUAUGACUGUUUAUUGUUGAAUACA
This is a messenger RNA of Glycine soja, 1843 nucleotides long. RefSeq names its product protein root UVB sensitive 3. The transcript is spliced from 15 exons. NCBI's taxonomy places the organism in Eukaryota, Viridiplantae, Streptophyta, Magnoliopsida, Fabales, Fabaceae. Bases 116 to 1435 code for a protein of 439 amino acids. The record is from RefSeq and is a predicted model, not a curated record.